AUGGCAAAGGAAUGUACAACGAUCUACAGCGCUCGUGCACAACCAUUGUUCUACUCAUUAAACGAUUUGUUUGAUGAUUCUAAAGACGCUGACAAACAUUACGGCCAGGACAAGGACGAUGACAAAGAUGUUGAGCAAGCUGAAGAUAAAGACAAAAACGAUAAGAACAAUUAUGAUAAGGAUGAUAUCAAGGACAAUGACAAAGAUGAUGAUGACAAAGAUAAUGACAAGGAUGAUGACAAAAAUGACCAUAAAGAUGAUAACAAACACGAUGACAAAAAUGAUGACAAACACGAUGACAAAGGUGAUGAAAAAGACGAUGACAUAACUGAUGACAAAGAUGACGACAAAGAUGCCGACAAAGAAGAUGACAAAGAUAAACACAAAGAUGAUGACAAAGAUAAUGACAAAGAUGAUGACAGAGAUGACAAAAAAGAUAAUGACAAACACCAUGACCAAAAAGAUGACAAACACGAUGACAAAGGUGAUGAAAAAGACGAUGACAUAAAUGAUGACAAAGAUGAUGACAAAGAUGAUGACAAAGAUGAUGACAGAAAUGAUGACAAAGAUUACGACAAAGAUGAUGGCAAAGAUGACGACAGAGAUGAUGACAAAGAUGACGACAAAGAUGAUGACAAAGAUGGGGACAAAAAUGACGACAAAGAUGACUAUGAUGACAAAGAUGACGACAAAAAUGACGACAAAGAUAACUGCAAAGGUGACGACAAAGUUGAUGAUAAAGACGGUGACAAGAUAAUGACAAAAGUGAUGACAAAGAUGACGACAAAGAUGACGACAAAGUUGAUGACAAAAAUGACGACUAAGACGAUCAAAAAGAUGAUAACAUAG
Orbicella faveolata is the source of this 849-nucleotide messenger RNA. RefSeq names its product putative surface protein SACOL0050. The record is from RefSeq and is a predicted model, not a curated record. NCBI's taxonomy places the organism in Eukaryota, Metazoa, Cnidaria, Anthozoa, Scleractinia, Merulinidae.